CCACAACUCUGUUGAAGGUCCCAGAGCUCAGCUGAACUGUUUUUCUUAAUAGCUCCAUAUCAAAAGCUUAUGAAUUGUGCAAAGUUAUUUUCUGUCAUACUAUUAUAUCGUACACUUCAAGAAAAGCCCAGUCUGGAAUGAAUCUGGAAGAAGACUACCCUGCUGGAAAAACCCCUAGAAGACUGGAAAAGCUCUGUGCUGAGAAGUUUGCCAAUGAUAUUGCACUCAGAGCACUACCACUCAUAGAGUUGUAUUUCUGUUUUUCCAAGACUAUUCCGGGCUUAACUGUACCAAGCUAUGAUUUUCUGCUUAAUGAUCUCCUUCGACUCAAAACCUUCUUUUGGGAUGGUACUUAUCCGUGGCUUGGUUACAAAGGGUCCUUCGUCAGGAAAAUGGUUAAUGAGGCCAUAGCAGAUAUACUAGAUUACCACACGGAAAUCAUGGAAGGAGCUCGUUAUCUGCAGGUCUUCACCUUGUUCACUUUCCAGUUGCUGUUCCAGUUGGAAGCUGGAAGAAUAUCCACCAGAAGAUACUUUGUCAUUAAUCCGGUGAGCGGAAAAUUGCAACGCUUUUUGGAAGUCGUUGGCCCCUUUUCUAUAAGAGCUCUGUAUAGCAGUUGCAUUAUAUUUCAUGAAGCCGAAACCUUCGCUCUUCUUCUCAAAUAUUCUCCCAAUCUCAAGUUUAUCCAGCUCCACAGAUCCUACAAUGAAGCUGUGCUGGAAAAGCUGCAGGUUUUCUGUCCUACAAUUGAAGAUAUUGAAAUAGACAUUACUUCGUGUGAAGAUUGUGAGAAUGUCGAGGAAUCGCUCUGCAAAACAUUCUUCAGGGCACUGGACAAGAGGCAGAUCAUCAAAAGAAUAACGAAGCAGCAACGCGUGGACCUGUCUUUCCCAAAUUUAAAGACUGCCUUGUUUUAUUCGUCAGAUGAGCAUCGUGGGCCAUCCUUAAAUUGGCUGGUGUUUUUUCUUAAAUACUUAUGCCCAGAAUUAAAAACCAAAUGGUGCUGUUCAAUCGAUGAGGUCAGUCUUAUGCCCAGCAUCCUAAAAUCUGGGAUAUGGUGCCCAUUUUUCGUGAAGGAGGCAAAGUCUAGAAUGUCUCUUGAUGGUCUAGCUUUCCACCUGGAAGAUUCAGAAGGAGAUGACCCCACUCCACAUGAGUUCUGCCUUCAACUUUUCCUGCAGUGUAAUUACAUAUUUAUUGAUUUUAAUGGGCAUGAAGAUGUCAGACUCCCCAAUUUCGUUGAAGUCCUUUUAAGGAAGUUUAAGUGCCAUGGACUGAAACUGUUGUACAGUAUUGCCGAUAGUGAACAACUUGCAUCAACAUUUCAGGGGAUAGGGUCAACACUGAAAGAAUUAUACUUAGAUGGGCCACUUUUCACACUCACGGAUGGAGAGCAGCUUUAUGCCAUCUUGAACAGCUGUCCAAGUCUGAACGUACUUUCCCUGCAACUGGACUUGAUAUACAGGCAUUUCAUGGAGAGACUGAAUGAACUCACAAACCUAGAAGUAUUGUCUGUCAAAGUGGCAAAUUUUCCUCUGUGGAACAAUUUUCCAUACAACGAACCCAGGGUUCAACUGUACUUGCAGGAAAGGAUACAGAAUUUUAUGACUCGGCAUUCCAUCAGAGAUGACCUUCCCGCAUAUCUAAAUUCACCAGGCCAGUCUCUUGAUUAUGUUUUUCACUGUUUUCGGGACACCCUUGAAAAUUCUGAAGAAUCAGAAGACUACAUCCACCCUUCAGUGGACAUCAACUCUUGGAUGAGAAGUUUGUGUCACUCGAGCAGAGCGGAAUCAAUUAAGAAGCUGUUUGGACCUGGACCUCUCAGGUACGAUCUUUCUGCAGCUGGCUCAGGUUUUUAUAUUCGCGAAAGAAGCUCCUCCUCCUCCGAUGAAGAUGGUUCAUCAGGACCAUCCUUCCUGCCUAUUAAACCCGAAAACGAAGCAUUAUCCUAUUUUGGCAAUGUAGAGUAUGUAUAUUGCACGAAAAAGUACAAGAACCCAGAGAUUAUGGCUCAAGCCGGAAGCGAUUCGAAAUCCAAGACGACCCAUCACACAGAAAAUAUAAAUGUCGAACCCACCGUACCAAGUGCAGAUGCAUUCCAUUCUCGAGAAACAGUGAGAGCAGAUGAUGGUGCGUUGAACUAUGGUAUAGACCUAAAGCGGGCUGAAAAUGAGUUAAGACAAUGGAGAUUAGAUAUGGACUAUGGGGCACCUGUAGCUUUGUUAGACACUUUAAUCCACUCAUCUCCCAAUCUCAAGGUACUAGAGAUCCCUGACUUGAGAUUAACUGAUCCAUUCCAUAUCUUCAGCAGACAUAACCUGUUGUCGAGUCUUUCCAAAGUCCACACACUACAUCUAACAUGCCAGUUUACAACCCCUCUAGUCUAUUCUCUCGCCAACUUGAUCUCCUUGAAAAGACUAAGAAUCGACCUCUCUCAUGGAGUUGAUAAUUUCCUGAGAUUCAAGAGGAAGUUACGAACAACGGAUAUAGUGAUAGAAAGUGGAGGAAGUCUGGUAUACCCUGGAUCAAAUGUUUCAUUGAUUGAUUAGAAAGUGAGGCAGACUUUGUGGCCAAGAAGGAAAAAAAACACCCUAAGAGGCCUUUUAAAAUUGUUUUUAAAUAAUUAAGAGCUUAACAGCUAAAUUUAGAUGUUUCGUGCACAGUUUCAUAGAAUGUUAUGCUCCAAAAACAUAUGUAAAGAUGCAGAGAAGUUUACUCCUAUAGCAACAAUGAUGUUGUAAUACAACAACAUACUCUAUUUAAAAGUGAAGAGGUAUGUAUGAGAUGCAGAUAUACUCUCAACUUUGUUUCCUUCUUCCUGGCCUGUUUCAUGGGUGAUGUAUUUGUCAUGCACAUGAAUUAUAUUUCCCCAAAAUACUAAAUUUUAUCGCACAGAAAGGUAUGAUUGUUUUAUCAGAUCCACUGAUAAUUAAUAUGAACAAAUUAAUGUUGCUAGGAGAACGUAAUCCAUAUCAGUAUCGUACAUUUUGCUUUAGACUACAUUAAGAGUCUGUUGAAUUUUAUUUAUAGGAUUUUAGUUAUCUAUGUGUUCUUAAAAAAUGAACUUUUAAAUAAAAUAUU
Macrobrachium nipponense is the source of this 3081-nucleotide messenger RNA. RefSeq lists its product as uncharacterized. The record is from RefSeq and is a predicted model, not a curated record. NCBI's taxonomy places the organism in Eukaryota, Metazoa, Arthropoda, Malacostraca, Decapoda, Palaemonidae. The transcript has 4 exons. The coding region runs from base 138 to 2549 and encodes 803 amino acids.